This is a messenger RNA of Microthlaspi erraticum, 2406 nucleotides long. Lineage: Eukaryota; Viridiplantae; Streptophyta; Magnoliopsida; Brassicales; Brassicaceae. The record is from the annotation of a GenBank genome assembly.
AUGGAGAAGGUCAAAUUUCCUAGGAGGCUAUACUCACACGGAGAUGAGCCUAAGCCGGGUAAAAGCAUAUCAUAUUACAGCAACGACUCCCAGUUGUUUCCGGCUCUGAAAAGCGUUUUGAAAGAGGAUAAACGGGAAGAGCUAGUUGAUUCAAAGCUUGGUGUGUUCUUGAAGUUCCAUCUACUCAAAUUUGGGUGGGUGUCUAGGGUGGUCCAAUUCAUUCUUGGUUUUCAACUCGUGUGCAAGAAGAAGUACGAGAUAUGGAGCUUGAUUGGUGCAAGUCCUUUGAGGUUUUCACUGAAUGAAUUUGAACACCUCACUGGUCUAACCUGUGACUAUGUUGAGAACUUAGAGGAGCCUGAAGUCGGUGAUGAGGCCUCUGUUCUAAAGGAGAUGACAAGGUUCUGGGGACAACUGGGAGUUCCUUUGGAGACUGGUCCGAGUGUACAACAACUUACGGAAGCUUGUAAGUUUGCUGGAGAAUGGUCAAGGGAAGACAGGCUCCGGUUAGGAUAUUUAUCCAUCUACGCUGGGUUCAUUGAAGCACGGAAGAGGUGUUCACCCACACGUGUUAGCAUGGCAAAGCUAGUCGUUGAUCUAGAUAAAUUCGAGAAUUACCCAUGGGGGAGAGUGGCUUUCAAGAACCUCAUAACCUCUGUGAAAAGCGCUACUGAAACGAAAUCAAAUACGCUUGUGGGGUUUGCUGAGGUUCUUCAAGUUUGGGCAUAUUCUGCGAUGCCUGAAUUCGAUGUAGAAUACGGAAAUCCCUUGCCCAACAACCCAACUCCUCCGGUAGUUGCAUACAGCGGUUGCAGAGGACGGAAAUACAUCAAACUUGCUAUGCUGAGACAGACCAGUUUCAACUACUUCGAUGUCAGGGAAAUGGAAGAUAUGUUUCCAGUUUGGGAUGACGAGAUCGAAGAUGUCCUAGUUGAGAACAUUAUAAAGGCCAAGUUUGGAGAGUUUACUGAUGGGGUUAAUUGGAGGUGGAAGCCAAGUGACUGGCAGCUUAAAGGUGCGAAGGUUGGACUCCAGCCGACUGCAGCUGCUAAGUCUGGCAAGAAAAGGAGUGCUGAAUCAGACGGUGGAAGUCAGAAGAUGUCUUGCGAAGAGAGUCCUCAUUUCAUGGACGAGGAGGUUCUGACAAGUGUGACCACGCAAAUUAAGUUACAUUUUGAGAAAUGUAUCAAUACUUUAUCCCUAGAGAUGAAGUCUGGGCGGGAGGCGUGUAAUGAGAGCGUGAAAGUCUUGACUGGGAAGGUCGAAGCUGUACAGAACACUAUUGCCAAGAUGAAGGAGGGAAGGAAUGAGGAGCAGGUGAAGUCCAACGAUGCCCCUCCUAAAGAAGAUGCACCUCCUCCUCGGAAAAAACAACAAGCUCCCUGCGAGAGUGUGAAUGGCAAGGAAUGUAGUGUCAUCUUUGUUAAGACAGAGAAACAAACUGAAGCCGGUUUUAGACUCCAUCUAAAGAGGCAACAAUCUCGAGCUGCGGCUGCACAUAUAUUGGCACAAGCGAAAGUCGAAAGAAAACGGAGGUUAGCUUCAUCUCAGAUACAUCCUUUUAUAGGCAACAGUACCGCGAGAACAAUCAUUCCUAACCAGGACCAGAUCCCGCGAUAUGAUCCUAUGGAUCCAGUUGAUAAGAAUAAGCUAGCUGCCCUCAAAAGAUUCAUUAAACAAUUACCUGGAUACCCGUCUAGGGACCCCUUACGAUUCCCUCAACGAAACUGGUGGUGGCUCCUGCUAACUAAACCACAAUGGCUGGUGGAUACGCAUAUGGAUGCCGUGAUAAACAUGCUCAGAUUUCGUCAGUCAAAGCAUCCGGCGUGGUUCAGAAGUGAUCGACUAUACUUUGUAGAUACCAACAUCAGCCUUCUGUGGGGUUUGAAGUUUAUUGAAUUCGUAGAGUCUGAGCCGACCAAAGAUGGUUUAGGACGUCUUGUACCUGCUGGUGCAUCUGACUACUACUUCGGGGAGAAGCCCGCGUACUGCAGAACGGACAAGCACUGGAUUGUUGAUAUUGAUGACAUCUACCUGCCUUUGAAUAUCAGAAGUGCACAUUGGAUUGCUCUGUGGAUUUCGUUGCCUAGGAGGCACAUUACUAUAUGGGACAGUCUGCCUAGUUACAUUGAUGAUGAAGAACUGGCAUCAUUUGUGGAGCCUGUUGCUGUCAUUGUGCCCUAUCUACUUCUGCUUCAUGCAGACGUGAAUAAAAGAGAUAAGUUUCCUUUCGAUCGUUUUACUCACGAGCGGAUGAUAGGGCCUGGUUUCCCAAUCCAAGACAAUGAUGGUGAUUGUGGAAUCAAGGCAAUCAGGGAGAAGCUUGGGGCGGAUAUAUUUGAUGAGAUUAAGUGCCUUGGACCACCAAAUCGUGUCUGGUCGGAAUUGGGUCUCUACGACUCUUGA